Messenger RNA from Electrophorus electricus (electric eel), 2724 nucleotides. RefSeq names its product chromosome 22 C6orf89 homolog (gene c22h6orf89). NCBI's taxonomy places the organism in Eukaryota, Metazoa, Chordata, Actinopteri, Gymnotiformes, Gymnotidae. The record is from RefSeq and is a predicted model, not a curated record. Gene Ontology annotation, cellular component: nucleolus; Golgi membrane.
GCAUGCGUCACGAAGGAGUGACCCGGUCACGCGCAAAAAUAGGCAUAUAGGACGUUUAACUACUAAUUUAAUAAAGCAAAUUCGCAAAUUUCAUUUUAGGAAACACGCAUAUGAAUAUGAUUACCAGGAUGCCUCGUCUAAUAAGUAACACAUUUAUUAAUAUUUUUAUUUCUGUUGUCACGUAUAUAAACCAAUAAGAACCAAGUGUUGGUUGUCGCGAAUCUGCGGAAACUAUAUUGAAAAUAGAAGAGUUUGAGUUCAGGGAAGAGUGUCGAUGAUUAGUGUGAAGGCGUAGGAGGAACUGGGCGAGUUCAACUGUGAGGAUCGACGAAGGUUGGCAUAAAUCACAGACCAUGGAGGCUAAAGCAUUCUCACGUGAUUUGGGAUAAGUUAGCAAAACAUCAGCCUGCACCUGCGAAUAGAUCUCUCCUUAGAUAAGAGAACAAAUAAAUCACCUAGCUACCUUAUUCACUUUCAGUGUAUGAUGAUUCUUCUCUACAGCCUCCGGAGCUGCGGAGUUCUCCGCCUCGAGCUCUCAUUUUAGUGGUCGAUCACUGAAACGCAGGAUUGCAUCUUAAUGCUAGCAGGUGCACGCGAUGGGCACCACCCUGAGUGAACCUUGCAUUUAUGACAAGUUGUCAGAGAGUAUUGAUAUCCUCCGCCAGUCCGGAUACCGAUAUGGAAUGUCGGAGAGAGAGAUUGAAAAAUUCAUCAAGCAGGUUUUGGAGACGAACGAGCCUCGGAGGGACCCGCCACAGUUUCCAUUUCUUCGAGCCAUCAUAAAGUUUGUGGUUACGGUUGGCGUGUUGCUGGUUGCUGUCCUGGCCCUAACAUAUCCCCAGAGCUUCCCUCACCCAGGGCUCAUCAGUGCAGGAGCCCACAACUGGUCUUCUCCACUGAGCCACAUCAGACUCCUCUCUCUCCCCAUUGCUAAGAAGUACAACCUGUACAGUUUUCAUGCCUGGUGGAGAGUGGAUGGUAUGAAGCAGACUCUGCUGAACUGCUCUGGCUGUGCUGAUGUGUCUGCAGUGAUGGAGCUCCCCACAUUACUCACUGAGCAUGUACAUACAGGACCACACCCAGUGCUACUAAAGGCUGGGGAGUCUCUGUGGUUGAAGAGACAACAGUUGGAGGCACUCUACUCCACUCACUCUGGCUCCAUGACUGUGCUGUUGGAGCAGCAGGAGAAGCAGCAGCAGGAGGAGGAGGUGAUGUCCCAAAAGACGGCAUUCCCGCAGGGCCCAGCCAACUUCAGUCUGCUCUGGAGGUUUGACUCAGGUUCCAGGGAAGAAGUGUUCCAAUGGCUCUUCCCCAACGCAGUGGUUUGCCCCCUGGUGGAAGGUGCAGGAACUACGCUGCAGCGCUGCCGAGUGACACACAGCACUGGAUCUCAGAGCAGAGGAGCUCGUGUGAUGGGCUGGCUGCUGGUAGGUGAGGGCUCCCCAACUGUCCGGGUCCUGCCUGUUCAACACUGCCUAUCACAGUGCAGCUCCUUCAACCUGUGGCUUGGACCAGGGGAUCUAGUAUAUGCAGAUCCACACUACUGGCAGCUUGAGCUCUUCCCUGGCCAAGGGGAAAAUGUUGUGUGUGAUGGAGCAGCCCUCUGAAAGCAAAUCAUUUGAGAAAAAGAAACUGGCAGCAAGAAGAGGCAGAAAGGAUGAAAGAAUGAGCUGGAGCCACUGCUGAAGAACCCUGAAAUCAAGCUGGUACAGGCUGAUGUUAAUGUGCCGUGUUCAGCAUGUUCAUAGCUUCUGUUUUAGGGGAAAAAAAAGCAAAACAUUUAAAAUAAUAACCAUCACAAGGAAGUGAAGGAGAAACCUAUGGCAAGAUAUGCUGAUGUUAUGAACACUUGGGACCAAUGAAUGAGGGAUUUUUAUGAGCAAUUUGAAAUCAGCCAGAAGUGAAUUAAUUGCCUUGUUAAGUUGUUUUAGUUAUAUAAUGUGGGAACAUUAUGUAACUAAAGUUUUGAAUGUUGUGUUUAUAUGUUAAAAUACUAAUGACAAUGAUGUUUGUUUGUUUCCUUGCUAGUGAAUAUUUAAGAACACAAGACACAAAUAUGUGAAUUAAUGUAACUGUUCCGGUUAGAGGAUCAGAUGCCUCCAAAUUAUUUUGCUUCACUCGUAAAUGGUUUCCUCAAUAACAUACACUGUGUGCCAGUACUAUGUUCUCUGCAGCAUAGCUACAAUUGCCAUCGAUUUUCAGAUAUCCCUGCAUGUCUUUUUCCUUUUGCCUUUUGCAGAAAUAACACGUGAAAGCACUUUAAAAUAGUUGGAACUGUGCAUCAGUGCGCCAGCAAACUGUUUCCGUUUUCUCCAUUACUGCUCCUGAUCUCUUGCUUGUCUGUACCUUUCUGUAGAUAUUCACUAAUUCUCAACAGUAUUAUCCCCACUUUGUGUUACUUCAUUGAGAGGGAAGUGGCAUGAUGCUCCUUUACUGAGUGUUGAGAGUCUAAGCAAAAAUGCCUUGGCUUCAGGCUGUACUCUUGUGUAGAAUUUCCCACAUUAUCUAAAUGGAGAGCAACUCUUGGCCUGGCUCUUGAUGCAGCAUGUUUGUGGCUCAUUAAUUAGAGUAACAAGCUGAUACUGCUGGCAAUGUUUAUUUUAAGAAUAAAGUGUUUAUAAUUAUUGUAAUAAAUAAUAUGAAUAUAAAAUGGUCGUUCUGGUACAACUGCGGGAGUUCUAAUGUAAACAAGCACUGCUGUUUAUAAAGAUUUUCCUUGAAAGA